AUGCCUGGUAUGCCACCUCCUCCACCACCCCCUGGAAUGCCAGGUAUGCCUCCACCCCCUCCUGGAUUUGGAUUUAGACCACCUGGAGCACCUGCACUUAAAGUUCAAACAACAUUAAGUAAAUUAAAACAACCAAAGAACAAGUUAAAGGCUGUCCAAUGGCAAAAAAUCCCAGAAAGACAAUUAACUAAUACAAUAUUUAGUAAAAUGGAAGGGGAUGUUGCUGUUAGUGAAUGUUUUGACGACUUAGAGGAAAUGUUUAAACAAAAAGAAGUUGUAGUAAAAAAAGAAGACACAAGUAAGUCAAAUAAAAUUCAAUACGUUGGCAUAUUUGAUGGAAAGAAAUCACAAAACAUUAAUAUUAUGUUGAACAAAUUUAAAGGAGUGUCUGUGGAAACCAUCAUUGAUAAUAUCAAUUCACUAGACAUGACUCUAUUUGAUGAAGUUUCUUUAAUAGAAGGUCUCAAAAAUGCACUUCCAAUUGCGUCAUCAGACAAAGAUGAACCUGGGCUCUUAAAAGAUUAUUAUGAACACCCUGAAAAGUAUGUUGGAAAACAAUUAGACCCGUCUGAAAUAUUCUCAUAUAAAUUAAGUCAAUGUUCUAAUGCAGAGAAGAAAUUAGAUGUUAUGAUGAAGUUGCUUCAAUUCCCAAGUAAAUUUGAUGACUGUUCUCGAAACGUAAAAACAUUAUUAACAGCAUCAACACAAUUAUGUGAAAGUAAGUCAUUCUUAAAAUUACUUGAAGUAAUUUUAAUUAUUGGUAAUUAUAUGAAUAAAGCAAGUAAAAAGCCAAUUACUUGUGGUUUUAAAAUGAGUGUUUUAGGAAAGUUAGCAGAUACCAAGUCUAAUGACAACCAAAAGAAUUUAGUUUAUUUCUUGUGUAAAUAUAUUCAUGAGAAGCACCCAGAUUUAUCUCAUUGGAUGGAGGAAGUUGAAGCUGUUGUACCAGCAGUACGUGUUAUGGGAAGUGAAGUUGAGUCAACAUUCGCUGAAUUAAAGAAAACAGUUGCAGGAUUUGAUGCAACUAUUGCUCAAUUACAAAAAACACCAGGAAACGAAGGAUUUGUUGCAGAAUUAUCACAACUUAAUUCAGGGUAUUCGACUAAUAUGUUAGUCCUUGAAAAUGAUAAAAAGAAAUAUGAUGUUCAAUAUUCAAAAGUGUGCCAAUUAUAUGGUGAGGAUACAAGUAAAUUGCCUAAAAGUGAAGAUUUCUUUAAGAAUUUUAAAGACUUUUAUGAAAGUUAUGAAAAAGCAGAGCAAAUGUACCAAGAUGAUAAGGCAAAAGCUGAGAAAGAAGCAAAGAAAGAAGCAGAAAAGAAAAGAAAAAUGGAAGAACAAGAAAGAAAAGCCAAAGAACGUGAGGCAAAGAAAAAACAACAAGAAGCCAUGGUUGAAGGUAUGGCAGAAGAUAUGAUUAAACCAAUAAAGAAGGUUAAGAAAGUAAAAAAGUCUAGAAAGGAAACUAUGGAAGUUGAUUUUGAAAAAGAUUUGGCUGAAGAACGUAAGUUAGCUCAAGACAAACCUGAAGAUGAACCUGUUAAGAAAGUUAGAAAAAUUGUUAAACGGAAAGUUCAUAAGAAAGCUACUGUGGCUACCGAAGAAAACUGA
Messenger RNA from Entamoeba nuttalli P19, 1608 nucleotides. Its product is annotated as formin 2 family protein. NCBI's taxonomy places the organism in Eukaryota, Evosea, Mastigamoebida, Endamoebidae. The transcript has a single exon. The record is from RefSeq and is a predicted model, not a curated record. Bases 1 to 1608 code for a protein of 535 amino acids. Gene Ontology annotation, cellular component: actin cytoskeleton. Gene Ontology annotation, molecular function: actin filament binding; profilin binding. Gene Ontology annotation, biological process: actin filament polymerization; 'de novo' actin filament nucleation.